Molecule: messenger RNA, 774 nt
Organism: Guyanagaster necrorhizus
Lineage: Eukaryota; Fungi; Basidiomycota; Agaricomycetes; Agaricales; Physalacriaceae
Exons: 7
Coding region: 1-774 (257 amino acids)
Cellular component (GO): cytoplasm
Source: RefSeq, a predicted model, not a curated record
AUGUCCGACGAUGAGUUAGGGUUGGAUUCCAUGUUUCCUGAACCCCUUAGGCCACCGACUCCAGAUCCAACGUUCUCUAUCUACAAGCGUGAAAAGGCGUCCGGCUCGGUCGAUGAUUGGUCUGAAUUAAAUAUCAGAUUAGUUGGAGUGCAUCCAUUGUGGGGACACCACUUAUGGAAUUCUGCCCGUUCGGUAGCAUCAUACUUGGAUAAUCAUCCGGAUCUAUACAUCAAUGGGUCUGUACUCGAGCUAGGCGCAGGAGGCGGGCUACCUUCCAUCGUCGCUGCCAAUAAUGGAGCAGCAAAGGUCAUUUUGACUGAUUAUCCGGACGCGGAUCUAAUUAAAAACAUGGAGUUCAACGUCGAUAAGAAUGUACUACCAUCUUGCAAGUAUACUGUUUCUGUACAGGGUUUCAUCUGGGGGUCAUCAAUUCAGCCUCUCUUAUCUUCUUUGACGAACACGACUGGCUUCAAUCUCAUAAUCCUGUCUGAUCUAAUCUUUAACCAUUCUCAGCAUGAUGCUCUACUGAAAACUUGUGAACAAGCAUUACUGCCCGACGGUGUCCUUUGUACACCGUCGGUGCUAGUUUUUUACACGCAUCAUCGACCGCAUCUCGCCCUUCGGGACGUGGAAUUCUUUACGAAGGCGCGGGAUAGAGGAUGGCACUGCGAAGAAAUCCUCACGCAGAAAUUCGAGCCCAUGUUUCCCGAUGAUCCGGGCGAAGAAGAAGUCAGAGCGACCGUCCAUGGCUGGAAGCUGACUCGCACAUUAUGA